AUGUCAAUAAACUAUCAAAGACAGCUUAGUAAAUAUACGAAUGAUGUGUUGAGUCAGGUGUGUACAGCGUGUGGGCUUACAGUUAAACCGAGAAAGCAGGACAAGAUCGAUGCAAUUACCAACGGAAUGCAGAGGGUAGCGAACCUUCCAAAUAAGAUCAAUGUAUUGGCAAUAGAUGUUGGGGUGAAAAAUCUUUCAUACUGUAGGCUAUCGCACAUAAAUAUUAAGGGUGAUAAAAGGCCCACGUUAGAUAUUAACAAAUGGAAGAAAAUCGAUUUGCAUGAGCAAUAUGGGUCGACAUAUCGACCAUUGACGAACGACAUGACAUCGUUGGUUGACUCAAAGAGAUAUUUGAGUCAUCUUGCAUUUGAGUUAGUUAAUGAUAUAGUCAUACGACAGGAUGAAUCUCCUCAUGUAAUAGUGAUUGAAAACCAAAGGACACGGUCAAACCAGCUUCUGUCUACGCUACCAAAUGUGCUACUCAACUAUACACUUGAGAAUAUGGUAUAUUCGACGUUCUGGACACUUCAACAACAACGUUCAUGCUUGAAAGAUACGGUGGUUACGCCUAUGAAUGCAAGCAAGAUGACCCACUUUUGGAUAAAUCGAUUUAUAGAUAGUCCUAAGAACUCACAGACCAAAAAAUUGCGCAUAGAGCUAUUUUUCAACUGGCUAUGUAGCAAUAAUGCACCAUUUCUUCACAGUUUCGUCUUACCAGAGAAUUUUGGUGAUUUAUCUACGCUAAACAAGUCAAAGUAUUUAUUAAACCAACUCGGGUUACCAAUAGUGAACAACAAAAUCGAUGAUUUGGUCGACAGCUUAUUAUAUGGAUUGACCAUCUAUAAAUCGUUGCAAAAUCAGCAUUCUUUAUUAGAGCUUUUAGAUUGCAAUGGCGAUUUAUCGACAUUUGUUGAGGACAGAAGUAAGGAGCAUUUUAAGCUAAUUCAAAAGGUGAUAAUACAAAAUAAACUUGAAGUAUUAAAUAAACCAUCGAGAACGACUAAAAAAAUUUCCGAAGUAUCAAGAAUAUCGAAAUUAUAA
Molecule: messenger RNA, 1041 nt
Organism: Debaryomyces fabryi
Lineage: Eukaryota; Fungi; Ascomycota; Pichiomycetes; Serinales; Debaryomycetaceae
Gene: CCE1
Product: cruciform cutting endonuclease
Exons: 1
Coding region: 1-1041 (346 amino acids)
Cellular component (GO): mitochondrion
Molecular function (GO): crossed form four-way junction DNA binding; flap-structured DNA binding; Y-form DNA binding
Source: RefSeq, a predicted model, not a curated record